Suillus fuscotomentosus is the source of this 3629-nucleotide messenger RNA. Its product is annotated as CHAT domain-containing protein. The coding region runs from base 304 to 3444 and encodes 1046 amino acids. Gene Ontology annotation, molecular function: protein binding. The record is from RefSeq and is a predicted model, not a curated record. The transcript is spliced from 4 exons. Lineage: Eukaryota; Fungi; Basidiomycota; Agaricomycetes; Boletales; Suillaceae.
CUGGUACCUCAGAAAGUCGAUAUAUCAGACUGGAAGUCAUCAGCGGAAAGAGUCUUCAGGUCCCCUCCUGCCGCAUUCCUGCUGGCAUCUACAUAUCCAUCAAUGUCGACUCCCGGAGGCGCUGGAAAUCAGCUAUCGGUGUCUUAUCAUCUGAUGAAUCUGUAGCUUGGGGGGAUACUAUCACUCUGUAAAGUCCAUGGACACUUUUUGACGUGAUGCGAAAACUGAUCGUCAGUUUGUAGAUCAUCACACUCUUCACCUGCGUUGUCAGUGGAGAUUAGGGCGCCCUUUGAGCUUGGUCGAAUGCUAGGCGGUGGAGAAGUCAUCGGCGAACUUCAAAUGUCGUGGGAUGAGCUACUUGAUCAUGGAGAUGAGCCAUUUGAUAUAUCCUUCCCACCCGUGUUCGGUGUCAAACCUUCCCUUAAGCUGAAGGCCGCCAUUGUGCAUGCUUGCGACGAUCAGGACGACGCACUGUUUGAUUCCCUCGCAGACUGCGAGAUUGCUCGAGACACAGAUGCGGGCCACGCACAAUUUGCCGCAUAUGUGACGAGCAAGACAGUCUCUCACCUGAACGACGCUGUAAAGCAUUUUCAGUUGGUUCUGGACCAGUGUCCGGUCAGCCAUCCAGACCAUGCAACGGCUCUCACCAACCUCGCGCGGGCCUGCCUUGAAGGCUACAUCCGAAAUGAUGUUGAUGACAUCGAUGCCACCACUUCCCUCUUCCGCGACGCCCUUGCAUUGCGUCCGCAGCCCCAUCCUGAUUAUCCCUUAUCUCUAUAUAAUGUCACCGAAGCGCUGAAUUGGCGUCACGACAAGAAAGGUACUGCUGCCGACAUCCGCGAAGCCGCCCAACUGUAUCAUGAACUACUGCCUCUCUGUCCAGAGGGCACCUACCUUCGUAGCAUCGCGGCAGGGAAGAAUGGUGUCAAUUAUGUGAUCGGCGGAUGCAACAGUCUUCCAAAAGACGCAUCUGAUGAAGGCAUCCAUCUUCGAAGAGUCGUCCUCGAGCUCUGUCCUCUGGGCCAUCAACUCCGUCCGAAAGCCCUCGACAAGCUUGCACAAGCGGUUGAAGAACGCUUUAAUCAGCACGGCAGCAUUGAUGAUCUUGACACAAGCAUACAACUUGGUCGUGAAGCCGUGUCUCUGUGCCCCGAGGGACAUGCUAGCCAUGGUACCUACCUGAACAACUUGGCCUUUUCACUUGCAUUGCGAUUCGAUCAUCAAGGCAAACUGAAUGACCUCGAUGAGGCCAUCUCUUUGCACGAAGGAGCGUUGCGCCUGUAUCCUGUUGGGCACCAAUAUCGUGUUUUCUCAUUGAACAACCUAGGGGGCGUUCUCGUCGAACGUUUCAAUGAACGCGGCGACAUUGAUGACAUCACCCAAGCCAUCAGCCUCUAUCGGGAAGCACUGACGUUGCGCCCACUUGGGCAUCCACGUCGUGACACCACGCUGCACAACCUGGCGCUCGCGCUCAAAACCAGAUAUGACAAAACGCAUGUUAGCGAGGAUUCCAACGAGGCCAUUGAUUUAUAUCGUGAAUCCCUUCGGUUAAUGCGGCCUGACCAUCCAGGGCGCCAUAAAACUCUUCGCAAUUUGAGCUCGGUGCUCUGCUCUCGUUUCACGCAAACUCAGAAGAAUGAAGAUGUCGAGGAGGCCAUUGUUCUUUGCCAAGAAUCAUUGGCGGCUCCAUCUUCAUUGCACCCGGGCAGGUAUUUCAGCUACAUGCAGCUGAAGAAUGCCUAUUUAUCUCAUUACCGGAUUUCACACAACCCUGCUGAUUUGUCGCAUGCAGUGGAGAACUUCAGACUUGCAUCGCGGCACCCCACUCAAGGAUUCCCACAACGGAUUCUGACAGCAUACAAAUGGACCGUUGCUGCGGAGCAGGAUGAUCAUGGAUCUGCAUUAGAGGCAUACAGCACGUGUUUCGACCUUCUUGAUGGUCAUUUGGCAACGCGAUCAUCGACAAUUUCACGACGUGAAGCUGCUACUGCCUUCAAUGGUGUCAAAUCGCUGCCUGUAGAUGCAGCCUCAUGUGCCAUACGUCAUGACGAUCUGCGACAGGCAGUUGAACUCGCAGAGCGGGGUCGUGGUCAGCAGUGGUCGCUGGCAUCUCGACUCAGGACUCCAGUCGAAGACCUCGAGUCAGCAAAUCCGACACUGGCGCGCAAUUAUUUGGAACUGAGCAAGCUCAUUUCCAAUGCAGCCCAGAGUUCUGCAACCAUCACCGACAGAGCUGCUGCUGAUCGGGCAGCAACAGAGUAUAGGAGACUUACAAGGCAAUGGGAAGCCGCGAUAGCUAAGAUACGCGAUCUUCCGGCGUUCUCGCGGUUCCUGCUUCCACCCUCGUAUGAAGAUCUGCCAGCGGCAGCGCGCCAGGGACCGGUCAUCAUCCUCGUUGCCAGUCAAUACUCGUGCAGCGCCAUCAUCGUCCCGACGUCAGGAAACCCCCAUCAUGUUUCUUUGCCGUCUGUCACCCUUGCAGAUCUGACUAAUCUCAAGGAUCGCUUCGCCAGGGCAAUACGAGAUUCAUCUCGGAUGAACCCAAGGGAGUCGAGGACGGAUCUCAUAGUGCUCUCACGGAUAAUAUGGGACCAAAUCAUGCUACCCAUCGUCAACUUGCUCGAGCACGUCCUCAAACUAAAGCGCCGCUCUCGAAUCUGGCUGUGUCCCACUGCAGCUUUCACGUCCAUUCCUCUCCAUGCAGCUCAUCCGUUUCAAACAAAGGCGGAUCGUUCUGGGAAGGAGCCAUGCCUGGAGGACCUCUACAUUUGCUCUUACACCCCGACACUUUCAGCUCUGAUUAGAUCUAGACAGUUGAUGAAGAAACGCGUGCUUCCUUCCUUCGUGGCUAUCGGACAGGGUCAACCAGGUGCAGGGAAAGGCAAGGCGCUCUUGGCAGUCGAAAGCGAGCUCGAGCUUGUCCAUACACUCGUCCCCGCGAUGGCCAACCGCACUACUGUUUCUGGCGACGCAGCCACACGAGCAGGCGCACUCUCAGCUUUGCAGCAGAACACCUGGGUGCACCUUGCUUGUCACGGCAAGCAGGACCCUACGCAGCCUUACGAUUCACAUUUUGUCAUGAGAGACGAACAUCUGACGCUGCUCGAUAUCAUGGAGAGACAUGUUCCGCAGGCCGAGUUCGCGUUCUUAUCGGCUUGUCAUACUGCCGUCGGCGAUGAGGAGACGCCCGACGAAGUGAUCCACCUCGCAGCUGGUCUCCAGUUUUCGGGUUUCAAGAGCGUCAUUGGCACGUUGUGGGAGGUCGAUGACUCUGUCGCAACACACGUCGUCGAAGCUUUCUACAAGUAUAUGUUCGGAGAUUUGAAGGAUGGUGGUGUCAUGGACUGCACGAAGGCAGCCUGGGCACUCAACUGUGCUACGCACUCGGUGAAAACGAAAGUGCCGCUUGAGCAGAGGAUGGUUUUUGUUCAUAUUGGUGUGUAAUUCUAUGUCGUAUUGCUGUCGUCUAGUACAUAUUCAUGUGUUGUUGAUCUGCGAUUCUCUUUCAUCCUGUUAUACAAAUGACCCUUAUACAUAUUCUUGCGCUCUAGCUAUCUUGUACAUAGUAGGAUGGAUUAUCAUCAUAUUAGGGAGACGUGCCGCGAUGCCGGUCCCGACACCGUUGUCCG